AUGAGUUGGCAAUCACAAUUGGAAUGCAUCAAAGACUUCUGCACGGGAUGUGCUAUAAUUGGACUCAAUGGAAUAACGUAUGCUACAGAAGGCUCUUGGCCAUCCUUACCCGAAGAAAACCAUUCUUACACAUAUUUCUUUGCAAAUGACGCUGAACACCAUCCUCUUCUUUUUGCAAAUGACGUUAAAUAUUUUGUUAACAUGAUGUCUUCGAUGAAAGUCUUAGCCAUUCACGGGAAGAAUGCAAUAGCCCUACAUCGCACAAAUUCGGCUUUCGUAGCUGCAUAUACGGAUGGAACUAUUGAUGCAGGAUUACUACUGAAAAUCGUUACAGUUCUUGCAGAUUACUUGCAAGGAAACGGAAUCUAA
Trichomonas vaginalis G3 is the source of this 369-nucleotide messenger RNA. Its product is annotated as profilin (actin-binding protein) family. Gene Ontology annotation, molecular function: actin binding. The transcript has a single exon. NCBI's taxonomy places the organism in Eukaryota, Parabasalia, Trichomonadida, Trichomonadidae. The coding region runs from base 1 to 369 and encodes 122 amino acids. The record is from RefSeq and is a predicted model, not a curated record.